Molecule: messenger RNA, 333 nt
Organism: Aspergillus saccharolyticus JOP 1030-1
Lineage: Eukaryota; Fungi; Ascomycota; Eurotiomycetes; Eurotiales; Aspergillaceae
Exons: 1
Coding region: 1-333 (110 amino acids)
Source: RefSeq, a predicted model, not a curated record
AUGGCCCAAUCCACCUUGAAGGCGCGAGAGCCCGCAGCCUCCGCGAACAAAGUGCCCACCCUUCACACCCUUCACAAUGUCAAACGCUCGGUGUCCUAUUCGCCGGCGCAGGACGGUGGUCAUACGGCUUCGCGAACCGAAUCGAAUCGCGGAUGCGACCACAUGGUCAAGUCCGCGUUGACGGAGUUGCUGAACGAUGACGGCGUCAAGUCGAAUGCACGCGGUAGUCGAUCUGUGCAGAACAUGCUCAUGGAAAACGAGCGGAAGCGCAAAUCUCAGCGUAGACAGUCGCUGGUUGAGCAUGGGCAAGUGAGAGCGAAGAACGCGGUAUGA